Messenger RNA from Gadus morhua (Atlantic cod), 4339 nucleotides. RefSeq names its product DnaJ (Hsp40) homolog, subfamily C, member 14 (gene dnajc14). The record is from RefSeq and is a predicted model, not a curated record. The coding region runs from base 331 to 2448 and encodes 705 amino acids. Gene Ontology annotation, molecular function: dopamine receptor binding. The transcript is spliced from 7 exons. NCBI's taxonomy places the organism in Eukaryota, Metazoa, Chordata, Actinopteri, Gadiformes, Gadidae.
CGUAGAAGAAGACCUGCGAGUAAACCAAUAUAUGUAGAAGAAGAAGUAAGGAAAGUAAGAGAAAACAACAUGGGACAGUGACAACCUAAAACAACCCGUCAAUCGCAUGUAUGCUCCUCCAAGGGGGCCAAUGUGUGAUGUGCUUCUGAUUAUCCAGGAAAGACCCAAACCUUGAAAGUGAGACGCAAGAAAAAUGGGGUUAACCGUGACUUGCUUGUGCCUUACAAGAAUUCGGAGAAGAUAUCGACUGAGAGAAUGAAUUUAGUCAAUGAUCUUUGAUGAGAUUCCAUUCAAUCUACACCUGGAUCGAAAGAGCAAAGGUCACUGGAGAUGGCUUCAUCUGAGAGGGAGAUGGAUGGCAUUACCGAGACUGAGGAGGAGAGUGCCGAUGGCCCCCUGCUCUCUGGUGGCUCCUAUUUGAUGACCAGUACUAACCACUGGGAGUUCAGCGAAAGGGAGGGGGAACCCCACAGGGCACCCGUUGUGGAGGACAUUACAUCAGUUCUGGAUUUCAAUAACCUUCCGGACACCUCAAACCUAGCCAUGCCUCGAGACUCAGGAACCGCUGAAGAAGAGACUGGCGAACACAUAGAAUCACACAGGGAUGCAGACGAUGAAGUCUUCAACAUGUUAGGCCAACAACAAGGUGUGGAUUAUGCAGGUGUGGACACUCAGUGUAUGGAUGAAGAAGAAGAAGAUGAGGAGGAAGAGGAAGAUAGCCAAGGCGGAAGCCCAACUGAAAACGUAAAAUCGCCACAUAUGAACGGCGACGCGGGUGGGAGGAGCUCGCAGGGGGUGGGGAAGAGAUGUAGGUCCAGGAACAGUGGCGGGGGGUCGGUUUCUGAACCAAGUAGCCACAGCUCGGCCAGUUCUCUACUCUUUUCUUCCUUUCAAAAGGGUACUGUCAUGUCCGGGGGUAGUAGGCACAAACAGAACCGCAGGCGCAACCACCAGCACCAGCAGGGGCGCGGCCGCCGGAGCCGGGGCCAGGAGCUGGUGCUGGCCGUCAAGGAGCUGCUGUCGGAGUCCCUUGGCACCUGGUGCCUCUCGUGCGUCCACAUGGUGAUCGAGCUCAUCGUGGCGCUCACGCACCACUGCGGCGUCGGCGUGGAGACCGGGGGGAUGACUCUGUACAAUGUCGGCCUCCAGCUCCUCGCCAAGGUCACCGACGUCCCCGGGAUGAAGGCGGACGCUCUGCGGGUCCUGGAGGGCGCCAGAGGCACCGCUGCGGGCGUCGUGGAUAAGACGGUGCGGUCUGCCAAGUGGCUGAAGCAGGUGGCCACCACUAGCUUUGCCCUGGUUUGCGCCAUAGUAAUGCUGGCCUCCAUGUGGGGAAAAAGUCUUCUGAUCCGGGUGGGCGGAGAGAGGGCAAACCGGUGUUGGGCCGCAUGCCAGGACUCCAGGCUCUGGAAGAGGGUGAACUCUUUGAGGGAGACGGUCAGAAACUGGUUUAGGAGAAAAGGACGGGUGCCCGUGUCCCUGCCGGACUCCCCUGGCCAAUUGGGGAAGAGCCAGCCGGGCCAGGAGCUGGAGAGGCUGCUAGCCUUGGCUCAGGUACCGGAGGAGGAGCUUGACCCCUUCACUGUGCUCGGUGUGGAGGUCCACGCCUCUGAGGCGGAGCUGAAGAAGGCGUACAGGCAGCUGGCUGUCCAGGUCCAUCCAGACAAGAAUAAGCACCCCCGUGCUGGGGAGGCGUUCAAAGUGCUCAGGGCCGCCUGGGAUAUUGUCAGUAACCCUGAAACACGGCGAGAGUACGAAAUAAAGCGAAUGGCGGCAACUGAGCUGUCAAAGUCCAUGAAUGAGUUCCUCACCAAACUGCAGGACGACCUUAAGGAAGCCAUGAAUACCAUGAUGUGUACCAAAUGUGAAGGCAAGCACAAGCGGUUCGAAAUGGACCGUGAGCCUUCUGAGGCCAGGUUUUGUGGCGAAUGCAACCGUUUCCACAGCGCUGAGGAGGGAGACCUGUGGGCUGAGUCCAGCAUGUUAGGCCUACGGAUCACAUACUUUGCCUUCAUGGAUGGCAAGGUCUACGACAUCACAGAGUGGGCAGGUUGCCAAAGGAUUGGCAUUUCGCCUGACACACACCGUGUGCCCUAUCACAUCUCAUUCGGUUCCAAGAACACUGGCAGUGCUGCACGUCAGCGGACGCCCUCGGAGCCCGCCCCGGGUCCCAGUAACCCCGCCGACCUACAAGACCUCUUCAACCGCAUCUUUCAAGGGGGACCGGCCGCCGACAUGGCCGCCAACGGGGGGUUCUUUCCCCCGGGCCCACCUCCGCACCCCACCGGCCAGGGGGCGCCCCCGUUCCCUCCCCCGUUCUCCCCCCCGCCCGCACACGGUGGAUUCUUCAUGCCGGGCGCCCAGCGGCCGGAGGCCAGCGAGACAUGUGCGGAGAGUGGCAAACCGCCGCGGAGAAGGAAAAAGGUCCGCAAGCCCUUUCAGAGGUGAAAUCACAUGACUGGUUUUAUAGUUAUCGACCUAAUGGCAACAAUGAGACGCGACACACACAGAUAUCACCCAUGUUUGUCUCUUCAUAAGCCCCCUUGGUGCGCCAAGAUCGGCCCUUCGUGAGUUGAACUCAGGAAGAUUCAUGUGGGUAGAACCGUCUCUUUGACGGUCAUUUCAACAUCGGCCAAAAGGAGAGACCCGAUCAUGAAGACCAAAUCGGAAAGAAGGCAAAGUAUUAGGCGGGGAAGUAUUGGAGAAAUGAAGGCAACGGUGCUUUUAAAAGAAACAUCCGUCAUUACUUUAUUAUUUUGGGUUGUCUUUGGUCUUUAAGACGACUGUAGCCUUGAAAUAUAUCAGAAUGCUGUACAAGUUAAUUUCCUGCCAAAUUUUGCAUUGCAUGCACAAUUGACUCACUUGCUUUUAAACUUUUUUUUUGUUUCUGCUGAGCUUUGCUUUUAUGGUUCUGAAGGAUAAAGCAAAUCCCUGUUGGAGGUUGCGUUCUGGAUCCCCUAAAUCAAGAGAUGAUCUAGCUCGCAGUAAUGUUUCAGUGAUGCCUGGACCGGCAAAUUUGAGAGUGGUCUGCUUUUGGACUAUUUCCCCCACUACCCCUCGUUCAGUCCAUAAUUUAGUCACAACUGUCAUUGGUGCAGAAAUCAACCAAGAAGAUAGGUCUGUUUCCAUCUGCUGCAAUGCAGCUUCAGAAAAUAUAUUGUAAUGUUUUGCAUUACAUAGAUGUUUGAAUAUCUGAAAAAGCUCACUUAUUCAUACAACAUUAUCUAGGCAUGCUAUUGCAAACAUCAGCCAAGGCGUCAAAAUAACAGAUGGGGAUAUUUGGCGAUGAGAUAUCAGGCUGAUAGUGUACCAUUUCAACAUGUUGCCUUCUGCGCUGACUGGUGACGGGAGGAGGGUUAUCAACUAAACCUUUUAGUGAUAUUGAUUUGUCUCACUUUGGAUGGAAGAGAAGAUUGCAACAGAAUAUUGGCACAAAGCUUCUCUUUAUGUUCUGCUAAAGCGUUGAACUUGCAGUGAAUUGACAAAUGAUUACUAUUAUUUUUGUAUGCAGUGGGUGGCUCGGCCUGGGCUUGAGAAUUGUAAAAAGGUUCUUAAUACUUUGCCUGGUUCUCCGGAAGAAUACAUACAGAUGGUUCUAGUGCAGUUAAUCCUUGUUAGUCCAGAUUCUAAAUGCCCCCGUGUGCUACACUGGGGAACAAAUGGAAUGGAUGGAAAACCUUGUUGGUAAAAUGUAUUUCAAGUAAUACAAAACAUGUUGGACAAUUAUGAUUUGGCUUAUUGACUUUUGUGACCUGGUCUUGAUAUUUAAUAUAUAAAUGUGCUUUGAUUUGAUCUUAAUUUGAUUGAAUUUGUUUAUUGAAACUCAAACCACUUAGGAAAACUGAAAACUUGUUAAUCAUAUUACUGAAUAAAUCAAUUUUUUUUUUAUUCUUUUCUGACACAUUGCAGAACACCGAAUCCUCAAAAAAAAUAAUUGUAGACGUAAUUAUUACUAACAAAAAACUGAAAGGUAAAAUAUUUGUUUUUUUUCUGAAGUGCAAGCCCGUGUCUGCCUCUGAUGUGGAACAUUCAAACGGCAGGCCAGCAGCAUUCCUUUUUCCUUUGUUCUCUUAUUGAAAGGUAAACAACUAAAGGAAUGAUGUUGGCCUGCUCUCAGCUAUUGUCUGUGGAGCGAGCAGCCCCAGGGCAGCUAUGGACUCUGCAUUGGCCCCCUGUGUCAUGCACUCCUGUGAGGGUCAGAUAUUCGCAUUGUUGUCAGGAAAUUAAGAAAGUGGGGGAUCCCGUUACACUUUAGAGAUACAUUCUGCUGACUAAAGCAACACAAUUGCUUUGUUUUCAUGUGUUUUUGAUAACCGAUUAAACCAAGGUAACAGUUGAA